Molecule: messenger RNA, 1339 nt
Organism: Apis laboriosa (Himalayan honeybee)
Lineage: Eukaryota; Metazoa; Arthropoda; Insecta; Hymenoptera; Apidae
Product: calcium and integrin-binding family member 3-like
Exons: 5
Coding region: 232-726 (164 amino acids)
Molecular function (GO): calcium ion binding
Source: RefSeq, a predicted model, not a curated record
CAUACUGCUAAUUAAGUUUUUUCCUCAACUUUCUGAUUAAAAGGUUCUUAAAAGUGGGAGUGCCAAGACACACCCUUAUUAUUAGAUUUCGUAUUGAACAUUGGAAGUGCGAAAAUUCAGUUGUAAGCUUUAACCGUAGCUAUAUUUACCGAAGAACAACUAGAAGAUUAUCAAGAUUGCACCUUCUUUACUCGUAAAGAAAUCUUAAGAAUAUUUAAACGGUUUCGGGAUAUGGGGAAUCCUGGGACAGUUCCACGAUCCAUGACACCUCAACAAGCAUCGACACUUCGUAUACCACUAUCUUGUUUAACACGCAUACCAGAAUUAAAGGAAAAUCCGUUUAGACAACGAAUUUCAGAGGUAUUUACGAAUUGCAAAAAUUCGAGUCAAUUAACACACGAUGGAUCAAACGAAGGAAUUUGUUUUGAGGAAUUCCUUGACAUGAUGUCAGUUUUUUCGGAGCAGGCACCACGGGAUUUGAAAGUCUUUUAUGCUUUUAAGAUUUAUGAUUUUGACGAAGAUGGAGUAUUGGGGAUGAGCGAUUUAGAAUGUACAUGUCGACAAUUGGUUCAAGAUGGUUUGAAUACCGAUGAAGUGGCUACUGUAUGUCGAAAAAUUUUGGAGGAAAGCGACAUUGAUGGCGAUGGUGUUUUAUCUUACCUAGAAUUCGAACAUGUCGUAACAAGGGCCUCAGAUUUCAUGGCGAAUUUUCAUAUAAGAAUUUAAUUCUUAUUGCUUUCGAAAAUAAAAAAUAAAAUUUACUGCCAGUUAAUGAAAAUUCACAUCUAUUUGCUCUUUUUAUUUUUAUUUUACAUAUUGUUGUAUAUAUAACAUUACAUUCUUUUAUUCGUGAAUUUCAGAUCAAGAGAUAUUCGGCAUAUUUGGAAAACGAAUCAUAUAUCUUUGAUAUUUUAUGCGUUACAUGUAUUUUAAGUAAUAAGUAAUAAGUUUUGCAAACUCAUGAAGGAUAAUUAUUAACUCCAUGAAUCUAUACAAGCUUAGUGAAGCGCUAACAUAUAGUUUCUUGCGAGUAACAGAUAUACUUUCUUAUAUGGCUCCAUAAGUCGCCCCUGUUGAGCAAUAACGAGCAAUGCUGACUAAAUAACCAGGCCAUUCAUUUUCACUUCAGACAGAAACCUCCUAUAAGUUUGCAAGUCGAGUCUCCAAUAACAUCUUUUAUACGAAGAUAAUCAAGAUUAUUACGUUAUUCGUGGGACAUCAAUUCUGAGAAUCAAAAAUUAUUAAAUUAUAAGUAAUUUAAUUUUGCAUUAGAUAAAGAUAGAAAGCGACGAAGAGCAAUUUCAUUAUAUUUAUAUCUCAUUUCAUUUAACGCAAUUAA